Mycena indigotica is the source of this 1503-nucleotide messenger RNA. Its product is annotated as F-box domain-containing protein. Gene Ontology annotation, molecular function: protein binding. Bases 1 to 1503 code for a protein of 500 amino acids. The record is from RefSeq and is a predicted model, not a curated record. The transcript has 3 exons. Lineage: Eukaryota; Fungi; Basidiomycota; Agaricomycetes; Agaricales; Mycenaceae.
AUGGCUUGUGCGCUGUCCAGCCUACCCGUGGAUCUGCUUCCGGUCAUCUUCGCGUUCCUGGAUGGCCAGUCGAUUUUACGGUGCUCUGCAGUUUGUCGUGAAUGGCAUUCGAUGAUAGAAUCCUCCACCGAGCUGCUCUAUGUAGUAGAAUUGUGGGCUGAUGGCCUUGAGGCGGGAUACUCUCUCGGUCGUUCCCCCCAUGAAAAGCUGCAACGACUCCUUGCCUGGCGUCAGGCUUGGUCAACGCUCGAUUGGUCAGCUCGAACGACUUUCCCAAUCAGCGAACAUCCGCGCGCCUACGAGCUUGUCGGUGGCGUAUUUGCCCAACACAACACCUGGCCGCGUUCCGACUUUUCUACCAUCCGCCUCCCUUCCGUCGACCAUCGAGCCGAAAUAACCGCCCGGGAAAGCGUCGGCGUAUCUUCGCUAGACUUCGCCAUGGACCCCACACAGGAUUUGGUGGUGUUUCUGUAUAAGCAAGAAUUCUGGAGCGAGACGGGCAACUUUGACAUUCGCUCCCUGUCCACUCUCGAGCCUCACCCACUUGCUGCCCUUCCCACUCUGUCAUUCGACCUCCGGGACGACGCUUUCCGGCGGAUAUUUCUCCAGGUUGCCGACGAUGUCAUUGGGCUGCUUUUUCGCACGUCGCAAGUGUCCGAAGGUUCCCUUCGUCUCGUGCUGUUCAACUGGCGGUCCGGAAUCCCGUUAUUAGACCUUGCAGGCCCGCAGCUACCACAUUCUAUCUCCGAUUUUGCCUUACUCUCCCCACGGUCGUAUAUUCUGGCCUCGGUUAACGAGGCGUCUUACCUCCCGGGAAUGCCAAAGGGAAAGGGCGAACUACAUCUGUAUGCCUUUGAUGGGAAGCGACAUUACUCCGAUCCAGACCAUGUCGCCUCAUUCCAGCUCCCUUCUCCGCAUCCAAACCGCAUUCUCGAGCGCAUCAUCGUUCACAGUGGGCCAUUUUGCGCUGGCCCCAUUCCCGGCGCACAAUUUAUCAAAUCGAACGAGCGCCGCAUUUGCGUCAUUUCUCUCGCCUAUGACCAUUCUGAAUCAUAUUCCCUCUUCGUCCCGCAUGCGUAUUUCGAGCAGAGCAUUCGGGCAAGGGACGAAAAACCUCCGUCGACUGUCCCUUGGGAAGACUGGGGCCCAUACAACACCCGCUUAUUACGCGGAAGACACGUCUUCUGGCUUCGUUAUGUGCACGGCGAGCGGGUCGUGUCGCCUGUUGAUGCUGCCUACCCAUAUCGCAUCGAAGUAUUAGACUUCGGCUUCUUUCCUGGCCGCCUUCAACCACAAGACCAGAACAUCAACACGCAACUCCAUCUCAAUCCGAGUACGAUUUCCCAAUACGACACCGUCUUUCAAGAGGACGUUACAACUUGCUUGCCCUAUCGGCGAAUCGUUCGCGACCUCGAUCAGCGACACAUUCUCUUCCUCAUUGACCAAGACCGCAUUAUAGGCGUCAACGAAACUGUUAAUCAACUGACAGUAUAUGCAUUUUAA